Messenger RNA from Lycium barbarum (goji berry), 791 nucleotides. Its product is annotated as peptidyl-prolyl cis-trans isomerase. The transcript has 2 exons. Bases 81 to 596 code for a protein of 171 amino acids. The record is from RefSeq and is a predicted model, not a curated record. Gene Ontology annotation, biological process: protein folding; protein peptidyl-prolyl isomerization. Lineage: Eukaryota; Viridiplantae; Streptophyta; Magnoliopsida; Solanales; Solanaceae. Gene Ontology annotation, molecular function: peptidyl-prolyl cis-trans isomerase activity.
ACCUUAAUACCAAAUCAUAGAUUGAUCACACAAGUGAGAGCAUAGUUGUAAUAAUCAACAAAAGUUUCUAGAAUAUUAAGAUGGCAAAUCCUAAGGUUUUCUUUGAUCUUACCAUCGGAGGUCAACCGGCCGGCCGUGUGGUAAUGGAAUUAUUCGCCGAUACAACUCCUAAAACGGCAGAAAAUUUCCGAGCACUCUGUACCGGAGAGAAAGGUGUCGGAAAGUCCGGCAAGCCUUUACACUAUAAAGGAUCAACUUUCCACCGUGUGAUCCCAGGAUUCAUGUGUCAAGGAGGUGAUUUCACAGCCGGUAAUGGUACCGGCGGUGAAUCAAUCUACGGCGCUAAAUUCGCCGAUGAGAAUUUCAUCAAAAAGCAUACCGGACCUGGAAUUCUCUCCAUGGCUAAUGCUGGACCUGGAACCAACGGAUCGCAGUUCUUCAUCUGUACGGCGAAAACUGAGUGGCUCGAUGGAAAACACGUGGUGUUUGGCCAAGUUGUUGAAGGACUGGAUGUGAUUAAGCAAGCUGAAGCCGUUGGAUCGAGCUCUGGUAGGUGCUCGAAGCCAGUUGUGAUCGCUGACUGUGGUCAACUCUAAUUUAGUUAGUUAUGUGAUCCCAGUGUACUGAUCUGUUUGGCAUUAUGUCGCUAGUUUUAUUUUACUUUUUUCUUGGUAGGUUUACUUAAGGGUCGGGUUUUGGCUUCCUGUGUCGGGUAUCUGUUGUAAUUGGUGGGUUUUGCUACUACUGCCAGUGGAUGUUGGAUUGAAAUAAGAUAAAGAGUUCUCCGUUAA